AUUUUUCCGCACCUCUAUUGCUCUCCCUUUAAACCCUACUAGAAUCCUAUCUGAUAAUCUGCGCCAAAACAAAUCCCUAUGAUGGCUCUCUCCAAACCCACUUUCCUCACCCAUUUCAAAACCCUAGCCACUCCUUGCUACCACCGCCGCCCUCUGCCGUUUAUCACUGGCCGUUUCCUCUCCUUCGCCACGCCCGAAGAAGCUGCCGCCGAGCGUCGCCGUCGCAAGCGCCGUCUCCGCAUCGAACCACCUCUCUCCUCUCUCCACCGCUCCCAACAACAGCAACAACAACUACCCCCAAAGCCCAUCCAAAACCCUAACGCUCCGAAACUCCCUGAAACCGUUGCUGCUGUUUCUGGUAACCGUCUCAACCUCCACAACCAGAUCCUAACCCUCAUCCGAAAGAAUGAUCUCGAAGAAGCCGCGCUCUUCACGCGGCAUUCUGUGUACUCCAACUGCCGUCCGACGAUUUUCACCGUGAAUGCCGUUAUGGCGGCGCAGCUCCGUCAGUCAAAGUACUCCGAUCUUUUGUCUCUUCAUAGGUUCAUUACUCAAGCGGGUGUGGCGCCAAAUGUGAUUACUUAUAAUCUUUUGUUUCAAACUUACUUAGAUUGUAAAAAACCUGACACUGCGCUCGAACAUUACAAGCAGUUCAUAAACAACGCUCCCUUUAAUCCAUCGCCCACGACUUAUAGGAUUUUAAUUAGAGGGCUGGUGGACAAUGGGAAGCUUGAGAAGGCUAUGGAUUUGAAGGAGGAGAUGUUUGUUAAGGGUGUUGUGGCAGACCCUGCUGUUUAUAGUUAUUUGAUGAUGGGUUGUGUUAGAGCAGAUGAUCCUGAUGGGGUGUUUAGGCUUUAUGAGGAAUUGAAGGAGAAAUUGGGAGGUGUUGUGAGUGAUGGGAUUGUGUAUGGGAGCCUGAUGAAGGGUUAUUUUAUGAAGGGUAUGGAGGAGGAGGCAAUGGCAUGUUAUGAUGAGGCUGUGGGGGAGAAUUCAAGUGUGAAAAUGAGUGCGGUUGCAUAUAAUAAUGUGCUUGAUGCUUUGUGUAAGAAUGGGAAGUUUGAUGAGGCUUUAAAAUUGUUUGAUAGGAUGAUUGGUGAGCAUAAUCCUCCUAGGAGGUUGGUGGUGAACUUGGGGAGUUUUAAUGUGAUGGCUGAUGGGUAUUGUGCUGAAAGGAGGUUUGAGGAGGCUAUUGAGGUGUUUAGGAAGAUGGGUGAAUAUAGGUGUAGUCCUGAUACAUUGUCAUUCAAUAAUUUGAUUGAUCAGCUGUGUAAGAAUGGAAUGUUGGGCGAGGCUGAAAAGCUCUACAGAGAAAUGGGGGAGAAGGGGGUGAAUCCGGAUGAGUAUACUUAUGGUGUUUUGAUUGAUACUUGUUUCAAAGAGGAUAGAGUUGAUGAUGGGGCAGCAUACUUUAAGAAGAUGAUUGAAUCAGGCUUGAGGCCUAACUUGGCUGUUUAUAACAGAUUGGUUGAUCAGUUGGUUAAAGUGGGGAAGAUUGAUGAGGCGAAGUCAUUUUUUGAUAUAAUGGUGAAGAAGCUGAAGAUGGAUGAUGCAAGUUAUAAGUUUAUCAUGAAGGCAUUGAGUGAUGGGGGCAAGUUGGAUGAGGUGCUUAAGGUUGUAGAUGAAAUGUUGGAUGAUGAUGGGGUUGAGUUUAAUGAGGAGUUGCAGCAAUUUGUGAAAGGGGAACUGGGGAAGGAAGGUAGAGAAGAUGAUUUAGUGAAGCUUAUGGAAGAUAAGGAAAGGCGAAAGGCCGAAGCAAAGGCUAAAGAAGCAGAAGCUGCGGAAGCUUCCAAGAAGAGUGCAAGAGAUGCCAUAUCUUCUUUAAUUCCAUCAAAAUUGUUCGGUAAAAAAGACAGAACAGAGAACCCUGAAAAUGCUAAUGUGGUUGAGGCUUCUACUGCUGAUUCUAUUGGCAAUACAGAAGCUGGGAAAGAGGAGGUUGAAGAAGCAACUGUUUCGGCAAACUCAGAAGAAAUCAAUAGUGAGGAUAUAGAAGAAAUAGCUAGUAAAAAUGACGGUGAAACUGGAUUAAAUGCAUGAAAGUAUUUACGGGGAAUGGUAAUAUUUUGUGUUUCAUCUCUUGAUUGAAAAAUAGUUAGAGCAUGAACCUAAUGAUUCUUCUUCUCUAGUUAAUUUAUACCCAGUAAUGUGGAAUGCUUGAAACUUGGAGGGUUCAUCUAAUUUUUCUGUAGAUUGGCACAGAUUUCUUAUUCUCCAUUGUAGCACUUUUAUGUAUUGAAACUUCCACAGUGGAAGCAACAACUUGAACCAUGAUAACAGUUAUUUCUACUAAUAUAUAGAAGCGAUUCUGAGCCCUGAAA
Mangifera indica (mango) is the source of this 2318-nucleotide messenger RNA. Its product is annotated as pentatricopeptide repeat-containing protein At3g49240, mitochondrial. Gene Ontology annotation, molecular function: protein binding. Gene Ontology annotation, cellular component: chloroplast. Lineage: Eukaryota; Viridiplantae; Streptophyta; Magnoliopsida; Sapindales; Anacardiaceae. The record is from RefSeq and is a predicted model, not a curated record. The transcript has a single exon. Bases 79 to 2037 code for a protein of 652 amino acids.